Molecule: messenger RNA, 1014 nt
Organism: Vitrella brassicaformis
Lineage: Eukaryota; Vitrellaceae
Source: the annotation of a GenBank genome assembly
UUCCGCUCCGCAUUGCAGGUGUGCCAGUCAGAUGAUGUCGGCAGCUUAUUGGCUGGACUCCCUUCUUUGCCGUUCUCGGGUGCGACAGCAACAACCAGACAGCCUCCUUUGUUGUCUGCUCUCCAGGAAGAGACGAGGAGCCCUUGGCCUCUGCUUUUGGGCGCCCUUGUAGAUGUUGGUGGCUCUCACGUGGCCUGGACACGGAAUGUUUCCUUCCAGCCGACAUUGGUCAGGAGAGCGUCGAACAGCGGGGCAAAUGCGAGAGUGCCGAUGCCGCUCCCAGAUAUAGCCAGGCCUGCAGACGAGCACAGACGAGAAGAGGUUACAGUUGUGCGGUUGGUUGUCAGUCCGCUCACCGGUGGCAAACGCCAUGUGCUUGUCGAAGUGGAGUGGGAUGAUGGUGAUGGCAGCCAUCCUCGCUCGGCCCCAGCCGAGUCUGCUGACGACGCCCCAGGCGAGACAAAGGUGCCAUAAAUCAGUGGCGAAGGAGCAGAGAAGCAGACCGGGGACGAGCACGCCGCCCCUAGAGCCAUCCUGACCACAGAGACAACAGCGCCACCGUUGCCGCACUUGCCCAGUGAGUGUCACACUUCUCCCACUUCUGAGUCCGUAUCUCCCGCACUAAGACGCCAUUGGUGAAAGCAAACAGCAGGAAGCAUGCUCCUGCCAAACAAACAACAGUGUGCGUGUUACUCACCCAUGAUCUAUCCGGUGCUGGCCCGCUGAGUGCGUGUUGGUCGUGCAGACACGCACCGCCACCCAAUCGACAGUCAUGGGAGAGGCUCAGUCGAUGAUGCUGGCCGCGGGCGCUGCCACGUACCUGCGGCGAAGACCAGUGAUAAGCGCCCGCGUCGCGCCGCAGGCCUCCUGAAUCGCAGGAAAGAACACGCCCUGAAUCACACACACACGCGACGUCAGCAGAAGCGCAUCAUCUCCCGUGGCAUCACUCACAAAUGUAUUCCGAGAGCCAACCAGCCACGAACAAACAAGAAUCAGCCAUCCUCGCCUCCAGAC